This is a messenger RNA of Triticum turgidum subsp. durum (durum wheat), 528 nucleotides long. Lineage: Eukaryota; Viridiplantae; Streptophyta; Magnoliopsida; Poales; Poaceae. The record is from the annotation of a GenBank genome assembly.
AUGGACCCGGCCCAGGAGGAGCUCGAGCGCCGCAGCCGCUACCUCAGCUCGCUCGUCCGCCGCACCAGGCUCGACGACCCGCCCCAGCCGGAGCCGGAGCCGGAGCCAGAGCUCAAGGUGGAGCGUAAACCGGCGGCGGAGACCAGCGGCGGGGAGGGCAAGGCCGGUAAGGCGGAGGCCAAGGACAGCAGGGAGGCGGCGAAGGUCAAAGGGGACGCCGCGAGCGGGGAGGGGAGGAAGGUGGCGGUGCGGGUGCGCGCGGCGGACAUGCCGCUGGCGCUGCAGCGGCGCGCGAUCUGGAUCGCCCGGGAGGUCGUCCUCUCCACGCCGCGCCUCGAGAGCAAGCGCCUCGCGCUCGCGCUCAAGAAGGAAUUCGACACGACAUACGGGCCUGCUUGGCACUGCAUCGUCGGCACAAGCUUUGGCUCCUACGUCACUCACUCCCUAGGAGGCUUCCUGUACUUCUCGGUCGACAAGGCGUACAUUCUUCUCUUCAGAACCGCUGUCGAGCCACUGAGUAAACCGUGA